AUGGGGAAAUAUUGUCUUUGCCUUCUUAUUCAUACCAUUGUUGCUGCUAUAACUCUCUUUAUUCUGGAGAAAGAACCCUUUGGAUUUCUAAGGAGGUAUGAAAAGAUGACUACGCACCGGCUUCUUGAAGGUAGUAAGGGUGUUUCGGAUGAUGAUGUUAUUGCCGAAAAGAGAAGAGUGGACGAACUUGAGGAUACCGCCGACAACCCGCUGGUUGUGAAGGACUUAGCCAAGAGUUACACACGAAAAACUCUUGCUGUCCAAAAUGUUUCAUUUGCUGUGGAUCGUGGAGAAUGUUUUGGUCUUCUUGGCCUAAAUGGAGCAGGAAAAACAACCACAUUUUCUAUUCUGACGCAAAAGAUACAUCCAGGUAGUGGAACAGUACACAUACACGGAAGAAGUAUGAUUGUUGGGGACCGAUCCUCUUUCAAACAAGUAGGCUACUGCCCUCAAUUUGAUGCACUGAACAUGAAGUUGACUACAAAUGAAAAUAUGGAAUUGUUCGCUAGAAUACGAGGAAUACCGGAGUCACAUAUCAAACCGCUCAUAUCAAGACUUCUCGUGUCACUUCAUUUGAGUCCCUACGCUUCGACGGUCACUUCUGCUCUUUCUGGAGGGAAUAGGAGGAAACUCUCUGUUGCUAUAGCGUUGAUCAGCCAUCCAUCACUUGUUUUGUUGGAUGAGCCAUCAGCCGGUAUGGAUCCAGGAUCCCAGCAAUUUUUAUGGAGAGUGAUCGAUCAGUUGAGGAAGGCUGGGAAAGCUGUGGUGAGGAAAUGA
Strongylus vulgaris is the source of this 777-nucleotide messenger RNA. The record is from the annotation of a GenBank genome assembly. Lineage: Eukaryota; Metazoa; Nematoda; Chromadorea; Rhabditida; Strongylidae.